This is a messenger RNA of Iphiclides podalirius (scarce swallowtail), 396 nucleotides long. The record is from the annotation of a GenBank genome assembly. NCBI's taxonomy places the organism in Eukaryota, Metazoa, Arthropoda, Insecta, Lepidoptera, Papilionidae.
AUGACGGUGGAUUUAAAAUGUUUGGUUGCUAUACGUAUAGAGCUUUUAAUUAUUUUUUUGGAGGCGGAGCUUAGCACGUGGACGUCGUUCCUGCAGCGCGCCGUGGACGCCACCUACAACACCGAGGUGGUCAUAGACAACCUGCACAACAUGAUCACGGAGCAGCGGCGCUGCGUGCGCGAAGUGUCGGCGAGCAACGUGUUCACGUCGCUGUGCGGAGAGGCGGUUGAGGCGGCGGAGGCGGCGGAGGCGGCGGAGGCGGGCGAGGCGCUAGAGGUGGGGGAGGCGCGGGAGGCGAGCGAGGCGGCAGAGGCGCGCGAGGCGGGCGGCACCCCGCGCACCCCGCUCGAGAGGCGCGCCCCCUCGGCGGUGAGCAGCACGCCCAUCGCGCGCGAC